Haliotis rufescens (red abalone) is the source of this 582-nucleotide messenger RNA. RefSeq lists its product as uncharacterized. The record is from RefSeq and is a predicted model, not a curated record. The coding region runs from base 1 to 582 and encodes 193 amino acids. The transcript has a single exon. NCBI's taxonomy places the organism in Eukaryota, Metazoa, Mollusca, Gastropoda, Lepetellida, Haliotidae.
AUGGAGAUUCCUAUUGCCUACACAAUAGAGGUUCCCAUUGCCUUCACAAUAGAGGUUCCCAUUGUCUACACAAUAGAGGUUCCCAUUGCCUACUCAAUAGAGGUUCCCAUUGCAUACACAACAGAGAUACCUAUUACCUACACAAUAGAGAUACCUAUUACCUACACAACAGAGAUUCCCAUUGCCUACACAAUAGAGAUACCUAUUACCUACACAAUAGAGAUUCCUAUUGAAUACACAAUAGAUAUACCUAUUACCUACACAAUAAAGAUUCCCAUUGCAUACACAAUAGAGAUACAUAUUACCUACACAAUAGAGAUUCCCAUUGCCUACACAACAGAGAUUCCUAUUACCUACUCAAUAGAAAUUCCCACUGCAUACACAACAGAGAUACCUAUUCCCUACACAAUAGAGAUUCCCAUUACCUACACAAUAGAGGUUCCCAUUGCAUACGCAAUAGAGAUUCCUUUUGCCUACACAAUAGAGAUUGCAAAUGCAACAGAGGCGUUCAUUGGUUCAUUGAGACUCCCGUUGAAUUGUUCUCCAGCCAUAGCUCAUAGUUCCUACAAAAAAAGCUUUUAG